Messenger RNA from Cryptotermes secundus, 3870 nucleotides. RefSeq lists its product as uncharacterized. The transcript is spliced from 4 exons. The record is from RefSeq and is a predicted model, not a curated record. Bases 468 to 1817 code for a protein of 449 amino acids. NCBI's taxonomy places the organism in Eukaryota, Metazoa, Arthropoda, Insecta, Blattodea, Kalotermitidae.
ACAGGCAGCUCCAGUCGCCUCUAAGUCCCCGGCAAAGAAACAUUGCCUCUCGGAUUUCCUCUGUAGCUGUUACGCCUCCCACAUUCUUUUGUUACGAAUAGUUAUUUUGGCCUCGUCGUGAUAUUCCGAACUGCUGUAGUUAGCUGAUAACAUUAAUUUUGUGCCUAUGAGAUCACCGGACUCCUUUUGUGAAAAGCGUCGUUGGUUCUUUGUGCCCGUAUGUUGACACUGUUGACUGUUGUACGUGCAAGAUAUAUGUUCUUGUAGUAAUGCGAAAUUUCUGUUAAUAAGUGUUGUAUCAUAACAGGAAUCAGUGAAGCUAUUGUGGUGUAAUAUGUGUUUGAGAAUGACUACACAGUACAAACAGAGCGACACGGGCAUCCGCCGCGUUGUAAGAACUUGUUACAGGAGCCGAACAGGACGAGGUAAAGCCGGGCGGUGAAGCCGGGACCCGGAACGGGGGAAUAAUGCUUAAGUGGCUGUUGGCAGGAGCCCCUUCUCCUCAGACUGCUUCUGUUAUAUCUACCGACAUUGUAACCGACGAUCCCCUGGCCACAAUCUGCGCGCACAAGGUGGACCGACCACUCGAGAUCUACGCCGUCAGCAGAGUGAAUCCUCUUUUCUACGAGGACGACGACAGAUCUGGCUGUGACGACAGGAAGAACCAUCAGGAGCAGCAACAGCAGGAUUCUCCAGAGCUCCCAGAGAAAUCAGCGAGCUCCGGCUAUGGCAGCCACCGGUACAACUCGUCCUCAGAAAGCGGAACUGAAGAGCCGACUGAGCCUGCGAUCUUGCGCGACGACGCCAUCACUAUUCUGGAGCAGAAUUUGGGAUAUGUGAAGAGCAUCUUGGUGGCAGUCAAAGGCAAUAAUCCUAGUCCUAAAAGAUAUAACCAGCGUCCCAUUGGAGUCAUGCUGACUCCUAUUCCGGAAGGUAAGGUAGAUUACUGCAUUCCGCGACCUGUCUGGCCACGACAUCAGGAAGGGCCCCCAGACUCCAUCGUGGACGAUGCCUUACUGCUUUACACUAGUUUCACAUAUACUUCUUCAGACCAGAAUUCUGGAAAGUCGACGGAAAACACAGAUCCAAGGAUCGUAUCCUCAGAAGAACUCGUCAGGGGACUAUCAAAUACCAUUAGUCAAGUCACAGAAUUCAAAGAAAAUGGAACGCCCAAAGAUAACUGCAAAAAGACUCUCAAACUUGAAUCGCUACAGAGAAGUCCUUCUUCUGAAGAAAUCCUCAGGAAGCUAUCAGUGAGUCUAAGUCACAGGGAGUCACUGACGAAGAUGUCUCGAGCCCUUAGUAACAGCAGCGGUAGCAGUGGCGGGGCUUUGAGGACCAGACCUUCAGAAGACAGAGAGACAGCCCGUCUGUUGCUGCUGCAGAGACUAGAAGAGUCAACUAGGGCCAGCAGGGCCGUUGUCCGGGGAUCGUCUUCAUCCUCCACGAGUAGCAGCGGUUUCUCCAGUUCGUACUCCAGUCAGCAAGCCCGACUUCACAUUGGACAUGCACCGAGCGGAGUGCCUAAUGCUGAAGAUCAAGGUGGCCAAACGGAGGCGCUGCUGGUGCCGGCUGGUGACGUCACUGCUUGGUCUCGUCUUCUUCCUGAUGUCGGUUAUGGUGGUCAGCAUGCUGGUCACGAAGGGCAAGAGGCUAUUCGGCCCCAUCUGAAACUACAGUCGGGGAAAUUUCUUCUGACCUGUGAAGGUCAUCAAGCAUUUACAUGCCCCUCCACCUUUUCUCUCCUCCCUGAGACUCUACUGUGCGUGAUAGCAAUGGUUGCCUCCACAGAUCAAUCAUGGGAGGUGACGCAAUAACCUUGACCGACCAAAAAGAAAUCCUCGACUACAUCAGAUUUGUGAGCAGAAGGUGAAAGUAUCUGGAAGUUGGAGGGUGGGAGAUAAUAAUUAAAAUGCCUCGACAUAUGAGGCAGAAUUGACAGUAUUUCAUUGAUUAUCUUAAUUCUAGUUUUGGCAGACUCGAAAACAUGAUACUUUCCACACGUUCGUUAUUAUAAUUAGAUGGUGGAACUUGGUGUAGCUUUGUUGACAACAAGGAGUGCAUCUGAAUAGAAUGAUUAUAAGUUUGUGAAUAUGGCAAAGUAAACAGGUUGUGGCACUUUCCACAGUUAACGUGACACCGAAUAAAGGCAACCAACCACCGGUGCCAAUAUGCAGGGAAAAUUUGUAUAUUCUGGCCGCUAUAUCAGGUCGAACAGACAGUCACGCUGCUGGGCCUAGCCACGUGAAGGGGCCGCUAAUAAGCCGGCGGCGAGCUCGAAUCAGUUCACUGUUAUAUAAUUUCUGCAACAUUGUUUACGUAACAUUACAUUAUGGUACUGAAAUGUGACACUUCCCAGAGAUCGUUUUGGCCUCAGGAGGUGCCGACGUAACCAUAAACCUAAACAGAAAUUAGAGCUGACAUAAAGAUGAGGGACACACAGUUGCUCCAACUUCUGGACGCAGUGCCUGAGACGUGGCAAUUAAUAUUUUCCUGUGAAAACAUUCCAGUUGGUUGUAACUUCCAAACGCCACCUUCUGUUCGUUUUCUGAGUCGUGACUGAUUUCAUGUUGGUAUUCUUCACUCUUGCGAUCUCAGUGCAGCACAAGAUCUGGAACGAAGCAAAAACUGUACGUUGGAAUCAGACCUGUGUACGUUAAUAAUUCUAUCUUACGCAUGGUUCGUGAAAUUUGGAGAGGGGAGAGACUAACAGGCUAGCCUCUUUCAUGCAAAUAAGACGAUUCUCAGGGUUGAGCGAAUGCUCACCGGACACCGAAGGAAGCACCCCCUGUGUGGCACUGUGGGUGUGUUCCAGCUGGCUCUCACGUUUCCAUUUUCCCUUAAAUGUUCUAUCACCACAGCCCAAAAUCAGUUAUCUGCUCGCUGUUGCUUCUGAUUAGGUUCGCAGAGCUUUCAGCUCACCGUGAUCUUCGUUAUCAAUGUCAAGAAUCAGUUUAGGCCAAACCCCAGUCACCUCUCAUACUUGAGCCAGCCAGAGAAUCAAUUCCGAUAUGGCACAGAAAGCAUUUCUUUUGCACUCAUUUGCAAUUACAUAAACGUAUAAAAUUGCGGGCAGCUGAUUAGACCUAACGGUGUGCAGUGCCACACUUCAUGAUAAUUAGAUACGUCAACACGGCGGGAGUUUGCCUGUGGGUACGGAAUUACCAGAUUUCCAAAAUGUAGAAUAAUGCCCACCGUGCUUUUCAAAAGUUAAUUUACGUAAAUCCGCAUGAACUGUACCAAAGUGACUCCAUAGUUUAAAACAUACAGUAAAAGUAUACUUAGUGCUGACUUAUAAAUAUUCCUCAAAAUCUCUCUUUAUAUUUGUAUGCGUCAGAGAUGAAAAUUACUGUAAAUAAAUAAUUACAUUUCUUGUGUUAGCUUCCUAUAAUAAAUCUUAUGAAUUUAAUGUACGCUAAUGCGAAUGAAAUAUUCAGAUCUUUUGAGAAAAAAGUGACCAUAACCUUCGCGAAGAAAUGAUACCGAAUGCAUCACCCAGCCGAAGGGGCUGGAUCUGGUUGGCUUUGUUGUGAUUGCAUGGAGGUUUACUAGUGCAGUGCCAAAAAAGAUAAUGAAAAAUAAGCACGUUUCAAGUUACAAUGGGCUGCUCAUUAAUAUAACCUGCAAUAAUAUACACGGUGUGUCCAGGAUACGUUAGGACUCAUUCCCCCCCCUGCAAUGCCAUCUGUUAGCGAGAUGUGGCGUUAAGAUUCUUGAAGUUUCAGCUGUGGCUGUCAAUUCCAAAGCGCAAGCAUUGCUGUACCAUAUAUAUGUUCUGACCUUAAAUGUAACAUUACCGUUCUGACGCUCGUCGGAAAAUGGCGGUUGAACAGAGAGCCAGCAUACAAUUUUGUUUGAAGUUAGACAAAA